Papaver somniferum (opium poppy) is the source of this 1305-nucleotide messenger RNA. RefSeq names its product ubiquitin carboxyl-terminal hydrolase 12-like. Bases 238 to 648 code for a protein of 136 amino acids. The record is from RefSeq and is a predicted model, not a curated record. The transcript is spliced from 7 exons. Lineage: Eukaryota; Viridiplantae; Streptophyta; Magnoliopsida; Ranunculales; Papaveraceae.
AAAAAAAGUAAGACCAGCAUCCAUUCACUCUCUCUCUCUGAUUCAACACAAGGAUUUUUCAAAUUCCCACUUCAAGUUGGAGCUUAAGGUGUAACCAUUAUACUUCAAGAGUUGCUCAUUCUCAUUUCUGCACUCAAGGUUGCACCGAAUGAGGACCUUUAUCAACAGAUUGGAAGAGACAUCUGUUGUGAUCUUGUUGAUCAUGACAAAGUUCGUAGUAUCUGGUUUCGCAACUCUAUGCCUUUUAACCGUUCCAAGGAAAUGGUUUCCCUUGAUGGUAACCCCAGCGCUAUUGGAUGGUUAAAGAGUGAAAAUCAGACAUGCCGUCCUUAUCUUCCCUUGACACAUGAAGAAGAAAAACCUGUAAAUACUGUGCACUUACAAGUCGGUCAACUGAAGAGGGACAAGACAAUAGCUGCUGAACUAAUAAUGCUUUUGGAAAGUUUAGAGCUUGUGUCGAUUUAUGUACCUUGCGUCUGCAACCUAAGACAGAAGGAGAUAUUCUUCUUUUUUCUAGCCGUUAUGACUCUGAAAAAGAAGAAAAUUCGGUAUGUGGGGAAUCUUUUUGUGAAUGGUAAUACUAUUCCUGGAGACAUUCUUAAAAUACUGAAGGAUAUGGCUAAUUUUGCUCCCCAAAUGAAGAAAUAGAACUGUAUGAGGAGGUAAGUUUUGUGCCCAAAGUCAUGUGUGAUCUCGUUGACCUACACGAGGUUGUUCGAUAACUUUGAAAUGUAAUGGGUCCAUGGAAGCUACAAAUGAAGAAGGAAGUCUAUUGAGCUCAAGCAGACCACCAAGACUAAGGAUUCAGGUAUAGAAGAUUGUGCAUUGUGAAGGAAGCAUUUUUUAAAGCUGCAAAUUCUUUUAAAUCUGGGGCUCCAACUGAUUUUGAUUCAGAAGAUGAUUCUCUGAUUGGUGUAAAACCAGCUUCUGAUCCUCCAGCAUCAUCUUGUUCUAAUGAAGAAGGGAAUGGUUUGCCUGAAGUUAUUGGUGAUGUAAUGCAAUCAGUGAGCAAGAAUCUGAUUGAAUUUUAGGUUUGAAUGCUCAAGGUAUAAAAGAGGAAGCUCUAACUGAUGGAUUGCAGGGGUUAAAAAUUCAUAAUAAUGAAAAAAAAAUGAUGGUCAAGAAGAAGGUGAAUCCGAAAAUCCAAUCUUAGUUGAAGCUUUGGUUUGAGUUUUCAGUUUCUAGGAUGUUGAUUUUUCUGUGUGGAGGAUUCUAACCCUGACCUGCAAGUGUUUGUGCAAAUUUGAAUGUUGUAGACUUUGUUGUACCAAUAAUCAAGAAGUGAAAAUAUCUUGCUCUGGGAAU